This is a messenger RNA of Cylicostephanus goldi, 690 nucleotides long. Lineage: Eukaryota; Metazoa; Nematoda; Chromadorea; Rhabditida; Strongylidae. The record is from the annotation of a GenBank genome assembly.
GAAGUAUCACAUGGCGAAACAGUGGUUGGAGGCACCGUCAUUACAUGGCAGCGUCAAAUGUUUGAAUGGAUGAAUACGCGAACUGAUGGGCUUGUUUUGCUGGCUAAAACCUAUCAAAUGACGAAUCAAGUGACAGUGUUUGUGAAACGAACGCUUGUUCCCUUUGUGAAACGGAUUCAGUACAGGUUCAGCCGUAGCACUAUGGGGGGUUUGACUGGACAUAAAGGGUCCAUUGGAGUCAAAAUUACAUUGCAGAAUAAUGCCUCCGUCGUAUUCGUCGUUAGUCAUUUCAUCCACGAUGUCAUUUCCUACGACAAGCGGAUUGCUCAGUUUCAUGCAAAUAAGAUCUGCACCUUUCCGGAAGACGAUGACGUCAAGGCUGUAUUCUGGUUAGGCGACCUCAACUUUCGGGUUGAGAAAAACCCAGAAGAAGUUACGGAAAUGAUCAAAGCGAAAAAGGAGAAGGAAUUGUUAGAUUCCGACGAGCAACUAAAACGAGCGAUGCGCGAGGAAGAAGCUUUUGCCGAAUUUAGUGAACAACCGUUGAGCUUUCCACCAACAUAUAGGUUUUAUGUUGGCACUACAGAGUAUGAUUUGAAGCGCACUCCUUCUUGGUGUGAUCGAGUUUUGUACAAGGUAUGUUGUAUAUCUUUUCAUAUUUUUGACCAAUGUCAUAGAGGUAUUCUGUGA